Messenger RNA from Hordeum vulgare subsp. vulgare (domesticated barley), 879 nucleotides. RefSeq names its product protein BUD31 homolog 2. Gene Ontology annotation, cellular component: nucleus; spliceosomal complex. The record is from RefSeq and is a predicted model, not a curated record. The transcript is spliced from 5 exons. Lineage: Eukaryota; Viridiplantae; Streptophyta; Magnoliopsida; Poales; Poaceae. Gene Ontology annotation, biological process: mRNA splicing, via spliceosome. Bases 221 to 658 code for a protein of 145 amino acids.
UCUGCAAAGCGGCCGCCCUCCUACGCAACGCCCACGAUAGGCCGCCCGCUCCUGCCAAGAUCCAUUACAACUUUCCGCUCCUCGUCCGGUCGUGGUGGAGCCGUCGCCGCCGACCUCCGGCUCCUCUUCCGCCGACGCACGGCAGCUCGAAGGGUAGAUCCUCCGCUCCGUCCGGCUUGUUGAGGGUCCGUGAUCUAGUAAGCUACUCUCCUGGGGCAGCAUGCCUAAGAUAAAGACCAGCCGUGUGAAAUAUCCCGAAGGAUGGGAGCUUAUUGAACCGACUCUCCGUGAUUUGGAAGCCAAAAUGAGAGAAGCCGAGAAUGAUACACAUGAUGGGAAGAGGAAGUGUGAGGCUCUCUGGCCCAUCUUCCGCAUCUCUCACCAAAAGAGCCGUUAUAUAUAUGAUCUCUACUAUCGAAGGAAGGAGAUUAAAAAGGAGUUGUAUGAGUUUUGCUUGGACCAGGGUUAUGCAGACAAAAAUCUGAUUGCUAAAUGGAAAAAGCCAGGCUAUGAGCGUCUCUGCUGCCUCCGCUGCAUACAGACACGCGACCACAACUUCGCAACCACCUGCGUCUGCAGGGUCCCCAAGCACCUGAGGGAGGAGACGGUGAUAGAAUGCGUCCACUGCGGAUGCAAGGGGUGCGCCAGCGGCGAUUGAGGCCGCCAACUCGUGGUAGAGAAUAAUCCAAAACUAAUCACCCCAUUAGACCCCUGAUGAGAACAAGUGCUACUGCAUAAUCAGGUGAUCCGCGCAAAUGUAUUGUUAACUUGGUACUAUGUGUGAGAAUACUGUUUUUUCGCUGUGGAAGCUGGCAACUGUUUGGCUGAAUGUUGUAGCCUGAUCUUCCAUUAUGGAUUACUGUUGUUGUGCCUUGACUA